Molecule: messenger RNA, 1481 nt
Organism: Pangasianodon hypophthalmus (striped catfish)
Lineage: Eukaryota; Metazoa; Chordata; Actinopteri; Siluriformes; Pangasiidae
Exons: 4
Coding region: 181-849 (222 amino acids)
Source: RefSeq, a predicted model, not a curated record
CUGAAGGAGCACGUUGCCUAGCAACAAGUGUCUAGCUACAGCUCCUGAGUGUAAACAUUGUACUUUUGUUAUUGUUUUUUUUUCUUUUACAUUUUAUGAAAACGGAGGCACAUGUUUUUAUUCCUGGAAAUAAAGUGAAAGUAAGAGAACAAGCGUGUCAACUUAUUUUCUCAGGGAACCAUGUCACGCAACACCUCCAAGACUCGAGCUGAAAAGGGUCGUGUCACAUCGGCCCAGCCUCCACCUCCCACUCAAGCUGAGGACGUGGAGGACAAUGUGGACCUGGGAUGUCUUACCAAGUCUGAGUUUGUGACUAUGAUAGCUCAGGAGGAAGGAGAGGAAAUUGUGGCAGAUAUCCUGGAGGAAUUCAUGACCCAUGUGAUGGAGAAGUGUUAUGAAGUGUAUCUUAAGAAACAGAUAAUACCAUUCACUGUGGCCUGGGCAAAGAAUACUGUUCUCCAGCUGGCAAAGUGGCAGCACCUUAUGCGUGAUGAAGGCGAUGAUGUAGACACAACCUCACUCCUGCAGGAAGACACAGCGCCUGCACCUUCAAUUCCAGAUUCCUGGGCUGAAGGCUGUGUGCCGGUUAUCAAAAUCUCAAAUCAUUUACAGGGGGUUAAGAUUGACGCACAGGAAGCUGACCUUAAAGAUCUACAAAAAAUGCAGGAGGCCAAGUCAAUAAACAAAACAGAAUCUCCCCCAAGGAAACCAAGACGAAACGGCAGGACCAUGAAAGUAAUCCCUGCGUCUCAUGCAAAGAUGGAACUGGAAAGAAACCCACAUCCACCUGAGACACUUUCACCAAACAAACUGAAACCCCCAGAAACACAGAAUAUAUUGCAGUAUUAGGACUUAUUGGUUGAAGACAACCUGGACUUUUUCCACCACAAGCCCACAAGAUCUAUACCAGGUGCUGCAGCACAUCCUGUCCAAAGAAAGAAUGAUGCCAGAGGACAACUUUUGUCUUUGAGAGGGAUUGGAAAUACACACUUGUUUAAGAGUUUCUUAGUUACAGUAAAGAGAUGUUAGCCAACCAAAACAUGUUUCAGUUCAGAGGCCCGAUGAGAGACAGUUCAACUUUUCACUGUUAGCUGACAGUUUUUAGUUCUUAAAUUCUCAGCAAGUGGCUCCCAAAAUAACGAGCAUUUAAUACUGAUGCACAGACAAUAAGUUUAUUUUUUAAUGUUUCAGACAACCUACUGAUAUAUUUGUUUAUUCAAAAUGGCUGUUUUUAUUUCUACAUAGUAAUUGUAGAUAUGUCAGACAGAAUUGCUUUAAUGAAAAUAUCUGAAUAAGAUAUUGCGUAAAAACGGAAAAUAUACUUUUCCAGUAUAGUUUUCCAUCUUUUAGCUUGUUUGAAGAUUCAACAUAACAAUUCAACUUGCUGUGUAUUUUUCAAAGUUAAUGGAUCAGAUUAACCACUUUAUAUACUAAUAAUAUAUAGCCCAAAUUGGGUAAUAAAGCAUUUCACUGCUUUAUAU